AUGUCUGACCAAGAUCACAAACAAGAACUAAUCACCCUCCUUGAAGAUAUCAUGUCAGAAAUUGACCUCAAACCGCUACACCCAAAGAACAAAAUUUUACUCUAUAGUCGUUAUCUCCUAUCGAAAUUCUCCUGGCAUUUUACUGUCGCUACCUUAUCAAAAACGUGGGUUUCUGAAAACAUGGACUCAGUAGUUUAUAAAUUCGUACGGAAAUGGCUUGAAAUACCCGUAUCUGGAACUUUAAGUAAUUUCUUCCUCACAAGUAACAAAUUUGGACUAAAAUAUACCCUCCAUCCGUCAAGUUCAGUCAGUGCCAAACAGUCUCUCGUAAAGCCUUAA
Paramuricea clavata is the source of this 339-nucleotide messenger RNA. The record is from the annotation of a GenBank genome assembly. NCBI's taxonomy places the organism in Eukaryota, Metazoa, Cnidaria, Anthozoa, Malacalcyonacea, Plexauridae.